Sorghum bicolor (sorghum) is the source of this 2151-nucleotide messenger RNA. Its product is annotated as pectin acetylesterase 3-like. Gene Ontology annotation, cellular component: plant-type cell wall. The transcript is spliced from 9 exons. Gene Ontology annotation, molecular function: pectin acetylesterase activity. Gene Ontology annotation, biological process: cell wall organization. The coding region runs from base 356 to 1843 and encodes 495 amino acids. Lineage: Eukaryota; Viridiplantae; Streptophyta; Magnoliopsida; Poales; Poaceae. The record is from RefSeq and is a predicted model, not a curated record.
AAUUAAGCACACAAUAUUUACCUCAACUAGCUAGUUUAUUAAUUACUCGUCGUGGAUUUCUUGGCUGUCAUAGCGCAGCUAGCGUGCUAUGAAUAUACGACGGUCGUUCUUUGCUGUUGCUAGAUAUAUACAUAUGCUGCUAGCUAGGUGCGUCAUCCCCUUGCUAUGCUCUGAGUCGUCAAAUAUAUUUAUGUAUGUAUAAAGGCUUGCUGCUGGCUUAAGCUCCUUGGAUAUAUAUAUAUACAUACAUCAUCGGCUUCUUGUGCUUUCUUUACGCCGGCGCCGCGGUGUGUCUUUCCGAUUGGCAUCGAUCAGAGAGACGACAGGAGAGCUAGCUAGGGUCGAUCGAUAGACGAUGGGGGUGCAUGCGCAUGGGGCUGUUGCCAAAGCCAAACCCUGCAGCAGCAGCAGCAGCAGCAGGCGGCUUUUCCUGUUGGUUGUUGUACUCGUCGUCCUCAUAGGUAGCUACUGCGCCGCCGCCGCUGCAGAUGAGGAGAUGAACAGCAGCAGUAAUAGGGGCAGCCGGAGCCGGAGGAGGAGGAGGAGCAGGAGCAGGAGACGGGCCGCUGCCACGGCGGCCGACGCGGUGACGCCGGCGCCGCUCAUGGUGCCCAUCACCAUCCUCAAGUCCGCCGUCGACUCGGGAGCCGUGUGCAUGGACGGAACACCGCCUGCUUACCACCUACACCCUGGCUCCGGGGCUGGCAACAAUAGCUGGAUCGUCAACCUGGAGGGAGGCGGUUGGUGCAACAACGUUCGGGCGUGCCAGUUCCGCAAGGCCAGCCGCCGCGGCUCGUCGGACCUCAUGGAGAAGGAGAUCCCCUUCGGCGGCAUCAUGAGCAGCAGCCCUGUCGAUAACCCUGAUUUCUACAAGUGGAACCGGGUGAAGAUCCGCUACUGCGACGGCGCGUCCUUCGCCGGAGAAGGCUUCGACAAGGAGAACGGGUUUUACUUCCGCGGGCAGCGCAUCUGGGACGCCACCGUCCGGCACCUCCUCUCCAUCGGGAUGGCCUCCGCAGAGCAGGUGCUGCUCACCGGCUGCUCCGCCGGCGGCCUGGCCGUCAUACUGCACUGCGACCAGUUCCAGGCCUUCUUCCCUCGCUCCACCACCGUCGUCAAGUGCCUCGCCGACGCCGGCCUCUUCCUCGACGCCUCCGAUGUCUCCGGCGGCCGCAGCCUUCGUUCCUACUACUCCGACAUCGUGGCCAUGCAGGGCGUGGCUCCCAACCUGCCGCCGGCCUGCACUGCCCGUCUCGACACCACCUCGGUGCGUCGCCUCCUCCCCUGUUCCUUUCUAGCUACUUCCAGUACCAAAAUGCAUGCAUGCAUGCUCCUUGUACAGUUAGUGUUGACACAGUGCAUGGCAAUGGCAAUCGGAUGCAAUGCAAUGCAGUGCUUCUUCCCGCAGAAUGUAAUCGAUGGCAUCAACACCCCCAUCUUCCUGCUCAACGCAGCAUACGACGUAUGGCAGAUACAGGAGAGCCUGGCACCCACCGGAGCUGACCCCAGCGGAGCCUGGCGGGCCUGCAAGUCCAACCACUCUGCCUGCGACGCAUCCCAGAUGAAAUUCCUGCAAGAUUUCAGAGACCAGAUGGUAGCAUCGGUGAACAACGGCUUCGCUGGCUCCAGGAGCAACGGGCUCUUCAUCAACUCCUGCUUCGCGCACUGCCAGUCCGAGCUGCCGAUGACAUGGAGCGACAACGCGGCAGGUGGUGGUGCCUCCCCGGCCAUUCAAAGCAGGGGGAUUGCCAAGUCAGUGGGCGACUGGUACUUUGGUCGAGCUCAAGUUAAGGCCAUCGACUGCCCCUACCCAUGCGACCGAACAUGCCGCAACAUCAUAUGACAACAACAUCGUCUCCUGCUGCACCACACAUCCUCGACAGUUGUACAUCACAUCACAUCACAUCACAUCAUUUUUUUUUGAGACCACAUCACAUCAAUUUGUGAACACAGUGAAAGCAAAUGGGUGCGACCAUUAAGAUUAAAUGAACGAUAAUAAGCCGAGCCUAUAUAUGUAGGGCUUAAGUGAUAGUUAAACUUGCAUUGUUAAGUGAUUCAUUCAUACAGAAAGCAGAUGAGAGUGAGUGUGUACUGUUUAUUUCGCAUGAUGUUGGCCUCCAAGUUUAACACGAUCUGAUUAUUCAUGGCAAA